This is a messenger RNA of Thyridium curvatum, 3504 nucleotides long. RefSeq lists its product as uncharacterized. Gene Ontology annotation, biological process: signal transduction; regulation of GTPase activity. The coding region runs from base 1 to 3504 and encodes 1167 amino acids. The transcript has 5 exons. Gene Ontology annotation, cellular component: cytoplasm. NCBI's taxonomy places the organism in Eukaryota, Fungi, Ascomycota, Sordariomycetes, Thyridiales, Thyridiaceae. The record is from RefSeq and is a predicted model, not a curated record.
AUGUCGGUCGUCGACGACUACCUAGAUAGUCCUAUGGACGGAGACGAUGUCUUCCCGUGCAAAGGCUGUGGAGAGAUCCUGGAGGAGGGGAAAGCCUUUGAGCUCGCUGGUAACCGAUGGCAUUUGAACUGCUUCAGGUGCAACACCUGCGGCACCCUGCUCGACUCGGACGCAAACCUCCUCUUGCUCGGUGACGGAUCUCUGAUCUGCAACAACUGCACAUAUAGCUGCAGCGCGUGCAACAACAAGAUCGAGGAUCUGGCGAUUCUCACUGGCGACCAAGCCUUCUGCGCAACGUGUUUCCGCUGCCGCAAUUGCAAGCGCAAGAUUGAGAACCUUCGAUAUGCACGCACCUCCCAGGGCAUCUUCUGUAUGAGCUGCCACGAGUCGUUGAUGGCAAGACGAAGGAAAAAAUCCAAAGCCGCCGCGCAAGCAAAGGCGCGAGAAAAAGACGCCUCGCCAAUGCUGGUCGACAAAUCUCUUCCUGCCCUUCCUCCGAAUGCCAUACCGCCCGGUGCUUUUGCGAGUCCGAACGACAACCCCUCGUCCGAAAACGAAGCUCCCACCGAGCUAUCACCCCGUCCCCGGCCGACGUACCCUAGAAACGAUUCAUCAUCAAGAGACAGCCCGAGAACAGACCGUUCACCCGAACGCCAGUCUGAGUCUGCCAGGGAUACAAGUCUCAGCCUGCCCGCUACGAGCUAUAGAAACAACAGGAACUCUACCAUCCUCGCGCCGCCGGCGGAAAUCUCGGGCGGGGAUGGCGACAGCUUCUUUAUACCUGUUGCCCUCGAUCCAAGCCCGGCUCCUUCUACCACACCUCGGUCAACAGCCGAAAACCUGUCCGAGGCGAACAGGCGAAACAAGGACAAGGACUACUUCACGGCCAAGUCGAACGAGAGGAAACCUGAAUCACAGGCGUCUACGCCUCAUAUAGCUUUUCAAGACAAGGGUCAGAAAGGGUCGUCGGAGUACGAGGACAAUGCACGUCCUCCGCGAGAGCCCAGCCGUAAGCUUUCCAAGUCCUCGAGGAACGACGCAAGGAGCGAUAAGGGCGCCUCAGCAAAGGCGUCUCCAGCUGUGAGCGAUGAGAACAGGAAACCGGCCAGUGUCAAGACAGAAGAGUUCAAGCUGCAGGACGCACCAAAGAGCAAGAAGUCUGGAGCGGGCCGAACCAACUCUCAGUCGGCAGUAUCCCUCGACAGCGGCAGGAAUAGGGGCAACAGCGGUGCGCGUAAGGACCAGUCCGGCUCACCACCCUCGCUUGCUGCAGCGGACAAGGCCGGGACCCCGCGAUCGUCGCAGGACUCCCGCUUCAAGGAUGACGACGAAGAGAGGCCGUCACAAGACACAGCUUCGUCGCAGCCGAGGCCGAUCGCGCGCAAGGAGCUUCCUUCAUCUGCUGCCCGCAAUGUCAAUGGCAAGUCGGUCCCUCCAUCGGUGAAGAGCCACAAUUCGGAGGAGCUCGUCGUACCACCCAGGCCAGGCAUGCCCGAACAAAAGUUGAGUGACACGUACAUGCAGCCUCGGGCACCUCCGCAGCCGCCUCCGCGUCCUGCGCAUACCCCAGGCUCUGCUUCCGUCAGCAGCUUCAACGAACCCCCGUCUCCUCCUACUGGUCCUUCACCAAGUCUGCCACGAUGGAGUGCCGGCGGAGACUUCAGCAUGGAGGAGGACAUGGCCCGUAUCUUGGGCACCGACGAGGGCUCCUCAUCUAUACUACGCCGGGUGUCUAAUGCCGUAAGGCACGGCCGCACCAACAGUACCGAGUCAAGCCAGACUGCAGGGAGGAUGAUGGGCCACCACCGAAGUGUGAGCGAGACUACCAGGGCAACUGCAUCUCCACGGUGGCCGAAGACCCCUAUCGCAGAGCAUGACGCAAGUCAUAGCAUCAGCAGUCCUAUAUCAGUGACUGGCGGAGCCAAGGACGACCCGGCGUUUUUGAAGCGCCAACUGCGAGACUCUGAGCAACGAGUGGCCGAGCUCGAGCGCCAAUUUAAUACUGAGAAAGACCUGAAGAAUCUGAACAAGAAACUGAUUGAAAAGCGAAAGACAGUUUCUAUUCUUGACACUCAGACCGAGAUCAUGAUCCGCCAACUCGAAGUUCUUGCUGGCUACGUCGAGAGAGCCAAAGAGUCCAAGAAACCUGUUGACCCCAGAGACUUGGAAGAUUCAGCAAUUAAAGAGUUUGUGCAGAAGCUGGACAAAGUCAAGUAUUCCAUGUCGGCUGCUAUUGAGCAGCUUCACGCCGAACGAGACGAGCUCAUUGAGGAGAAGAACCAAGCCAUGGCAGACCGCGACCGCGCCCUUAUGGAGUUUGAGCAGUUAUCAUCCAAGAACGCCCAGCUGGCCGAUAUGAACAACGACCUCACGCACCAGAUCCAAGAGCGCUUCAAGUCUCAGAUCAACACUGACAUCAAAUCACCUGGCGCUGGCCUGGGCAUCUAUCACACUCACAAGGGCCCCUCGAACUCAUCUACCAACUUGGAUACGUCCAGCAUUCAGACAGGCCAGGCGACAUUGGUCAGCACUGAUGGUGAUGAGCCCAUUGUUGAAUCUGGACCGACAGUAGUGAACAUCCGGAAGGGACAGGUCAGAAAGUUCAACUGGAAGAAGGGGUCCAAGACGGUCGCGCAUGGUCUAUCCAAGGGAAUGAACCGCGCCGUGGGGGCUUUCCAGCAGCAGCCUGAAAGGGGCCAGUAUGGUGCUCUGACUGGAGACAGCAUCGGCCUGCCUUACAACAUGACUGUCGCCCAGGUCGAGUCCCCCGUUCAGGUCGGGCCCAACGGCCAGACUCGCAUCCCCAGCGAGGCCAGUCGGCAGGGUUUUGGCUUCUUCAGCAAGAAGAACGCCCCUGUUCCCAAAUCGAACUCAUCAGCCAAUGUGUCGAUGGCCACAGUGCCCGAGGCGCCGACUACACUCUUUGGGUCAGAUCUCGUUGAGCGUGCUGAUUAUGAGCGACGCCAAAUCCCCAGCGUCGUCACACGCUGCAUAGAGGAGGUGGAGCUUCGGGGCAUGGAUAUCGAAGGCAUCUACAGAAAGACGGGAGGCAACUCGCAAGUCAAGAUGAUCCAGGAAGGGUUUGACAAGAACGAGGACUUUGACAUCUCGGACCCCGGCCUGGAUAUUACAGCUGUCACCAGUGUUCUCAAGCAGUACUUCCGCAAGCUGCCGAAUCCACUCCUCACUUUCGAGGUCUAUGAGAGAAUCCUUGAGUCAAACUCCAUCACUGGUGAUGAAGAUCGCUGCGCACAUCUCAGGAAGACUGUCAACAUGCUUCCGGCUAAGCACCGUGACUGCUUGGAGUUCCUCAUGUUCCACUUGGCACGUGUUGCCAGUCGUGAGCGAGAGAACCUGAUGUCUCCCAAGAACCUUGCGGUGGUGUUUGCACCCACCAUCAUGCGAGACCACAGCCUCGAGAAGGAAAUGACAGACAUGCACGCCAAGAACCUGGCUGUGCAAUAUGUCAUUGAGCACAGUGACGAGAUCUUUGGCGAAGAGUAA